AGAGAGAGAGACCGUGAUUUAAUGUGACACAGAGGGCAAAUCGAGGUGAGGAGGAGCUGUUCACAAAACCACUAACAUCUCGUGAAUUCUUAAGUCUUUCUUACUGAGCACCAUAAUCAGUGUGUGCGCCGCUUUCUCCGUUAUUUCGUGCAGCGUGUGUGCACUUGUGCGUGUGUUUAUCAGCUUACUCUUCAACGCAGGUCGCUUAUAUAUUCAAAUCCACUUCAUGGUAUUGUAGCUCAGCAGGUUUCGUAAGUUAAAUCCAGGCGGAGAAAGUGACGCCGGUUGCGGGACAGCUUCAUCACGCGAGAGCACAGCAGAGCAGCCUCACUGCAGCGGGACAGGUGCAUGAACGCGCAAUACAUCACACACACACACACACCGAAACUGAGCCCGGAGUGUGGACGUACAUACAAUGACGGACAUGUGUGCUUUCUGGAAGCGUGUUUGAAGGGAGGACACCGAUAUCUGGGUCUGGGAUUUCUUCAUGAGGUGUGCAGUCAUGCUUCUUAAGGGACUGAUCUUGUUGAUGCUGUUGGUCCAGUACUCGGCAGAAGAGGGGGGCAAACCAAAGAAAGGAAAAAAGGGCAAGCAAGUCAUCUGUCCCUCUCAGUUAUCAGCAGAGGACUUGGACAGAGUCCCAGCCAACUCGACCAGCAACAUACUCAACCGACUUCUGAUGACCUAUGAUUCACGAAUACGGCCGAAUUUCAAAGGAAUCCCGGUGGAGGAUAAAGUGAACAUCUUCAUUAACAGCUUUGGAUCGAUUCAAGAGACUACAAUGGAUUACCGUGUGAAUAUUUUCCUCCGUCAGCGCUGGAACGACCCACGGCUGCGUUUGCCAACAGAUUUUAAGUCGGAUGCUUUGACUGUCGAUCCAAAAAUGUUCCAGUGCCUGUGGAAGCCUGAUCUGUUUUUUGCCAAUGAAAAAAAUGCUAACUUUCAUGACGUUACACAGGAAAACAUACUGCUCUUCAUCUUUCGCAAUGGUGACGUGCUCAUCAGCAUGAGAUUAUCUGUCACCCUGUCUUGCCCUCUGGAUCUUCAACUCUUUCCUAUGGACACCCAGCUCUGCAAGAUGCAGUUAGAGAGCUUUGGCUACACCACAAAGGACCUGGUGUUUAUGUGGCAGUCUGGAGACCCUGUUCAGAUGGAUGAGAUUGCUUUGCCACAGUUUGAUGUAAAACAAGAGGAUAUUCAAUAUGGAAACUGCACCAAGUUCUACCCUGGAACAGGUUAUUAUACAUGUGUGGAGGUCAUCUUCACUCUGAGGAGGCAGGUGGGCUUUUACAUGAUGGGUGUUUAUGCUCCAACACUGCUCAUCGUGGUCUUAUCAUGGCUGUCCUUCUGGAUCAACCCAGACGCCAGUGCAGCUCGAGUGCCUUUAGGUAUUCUGUCUGUUCUGUCACUCUCGUCUGAAUGCACAUCUCUAGCAUCUGAGCUGCCAAAGGUCUCCUAUGUGAAGGCCAUUGAUAUCUGGAUGAUCGCCUGUUUGCUGUAUGGUUUCGCCUCUCUGGUGGAGUACGCUGUGGUUCAGGUGAUGUUGAACAGCCCCAAGCGCAUUGAGGCAGAGAAAAUAAAGAUGGCUGAGAAAGAGAAAGCCAGAGAAAAAGAGAACAAGACUCCGGCUAAAACUAACAGCGCAAACGGCACUGGUGGGACACCUAUACAUGUAAGCACACUACAGGUUGUGGAAAACCGCUGUAAGAAGGUGUGUACUUCUAAAUCGGAUCUGCGCUCCAAUGAUUUCAGUAUUGUCGGUUCUCUUCCCCGGGAUUUUGAACUCUCAAACUUCGACUGUUACGGAAAACCCAUAGAGGUCACAGAUGCCUCCGGAAAACCACAGAACAAGAACAACAAAAAACCAGCGCCUCCGAAACCCGUCAUCCCGUCCGCUGCUAAACGCGUUGAUCUCUAUGCACGAGCUCUGUUCCCUUUCACUUUCCUCUUCUUCAAUGUUAUUUACUGGUCUGUUUAUCUGUGACCAUGACCAAGAAUAAGUGUGCGAAAAUGUGCGUGUGUGUGCUUUUAUGUUGACGAGGGUGAUGAUCAUGCAUGAAGAAAGCAUUGAAUUGUUUAUCCUAUAUUCUUUGACAUCUCUUAUUUUGAUCUGCUCAGUUAAAAGUCCUGCUUAUUUCUAUUUUCUCUUUAUAAGUCGCUUUUUCAGAUGUGUACUGUAGCUUUAAUACCAGCUAAUGCAGCAUGACUUUACAGACAGUGUGUGUUCAGCCAUGUUCGGCCCAAACUGCUAGAUAGUGACUCCAUGAUGUCCCAUGCCAAGCCAUCCAUAAUGUUUAUUGGUUUUAAACUCAGGCAAAUGUGCUUAUGGAAUAAAGGACUGUAUCGGAUCUGAACAUAGACAGCAUGUAGUGGUGGUAUAAUGGGCAUAUUGCAUACAAGUCUGUA
Molecule: messenger RNA, 2406 nt
Organism: Danio aesculapii
Lineage: Eukaryota; Metazoa; Chordata; Actinopteri; Cypriniformes; Danionidae
Gene: glrba
Product: glycine receptor, beta a
Exons: 11
Coding region: 488-1984 (498 amino acids)
Biological process (GO): signal transduction; nervous system process; chloride transmembrane transport
Cellular component (GO): synapse; neuron projection; postsynaptic membrane
Molecular function (GO): neurotransmitter receptor activity; extracellularly glycine-gated chloride channel activity; transmembrane signaling receptor activity
Source: RefSeq, a predicted model, not a curated record